AUGCAUACUCCAACGCAGGAGGCAAUGGGCCACAUAUCCGAGGAACCCUCAUCCAACACUGCAUUUCAAACGACUUACAUGUACACCACAUCCAGCAGCUCUAUAGGUGACGCCUAUAGAACGGCUCAGUGCAAAAGGGCAGCGACCCAAAGUACCAUUCCACGAGCCACUAACCUAGACGAGCCUAGUGGAAAUAAACGAGCACAAUCAAUCUUGGGUAUUCGACGACCAUUUUCAGAAAAUCACAAAUCCGAUAAAUCGAGGCGGUGCCCGGGUCGCCUUCAAGAUAUCUCCCUCGCAGGCCUCGAACGGCAUCCUGCCAAUGGAUUACCUGCUAGGCCAGGGGUCGACAUAGCCUCGAUCGUGCGGCAAUACGCCUCCGGUCUCCCUCCACGCGCACAGGCUCACGUCCGCACACAUACACCGCCCAUUCCACCGUCGCAGACUUCGCCAGGCUUCAUCCCCAGUCGAUGGCGUUUUGUCCGCCCCAUCGCUCGAACUGACCCGUCCACUGCGCCUGUGUGCACGAACACAGUGGCUAUCGGAUGA
Aspergillus bombycis is the source of this 549-nucleotide messenger RNA. RefSeq lists its product as uncharacterized. The coding region runs from base 1 to 549 and encodes 182 amino acids. The transcript has a single exon. Lineage: Eukaryota; Fungi; Ascomycota; Eurotiomycetes; Eurotiales; Aspergillaceae. The record is from RefSeq and is a predicted model, not a curated record.